AUGGAAAAGCCUUUGCUUUUGUAUAUAUUUUUAUACUACUGGCAUUUCAUAAAUGCUUUAUUCACGGUUGAAGCACCCCAGUCACUCUACAUUGUGGAACAUGGGAACAACGUGACCAUGGAAUGCACGUUUCCAGUGAAUGGCAAAUUAAAGUUUAGAGAUCUAAGUGUCAGCUGGGAAAAGAAAGAUGAAUUAAAGAAGCAGGUUUAUGCACUUCUCAAAGGAGAGGAAGACUUUAAAAGUCAGCACAGUGACUUUAGGGGAAGAAUAAAAUUGUUGAAAGAGAAUCUGAGCUUGGGACAGUCUCUCCUUCAGAUCACUGAUGUGAAGCUCAGAGAUGCAGGGUUUUACCGCUGUCUUAUUGGCUACGGGGGAGCCGACUACAAGACGAUCAGUCUGAAAGUUAAGGCUCCUUAUAGAACUAUAAACCAAGGAGUGGUGAGCACAGGAGACAACAAAUGGAAGUUGACAUGUCAGUCAGAAGGAUACCCACAAGCUGAAGUGAUAUGGCAAAACAGAGAAUAUGAAGAUUUGACUGAUAAGGCAAACACAAGUUAUGAAACUGGAAGUGACCAACUGUAUCGUGUGACAAGUACCCUUACAAUCAAAAGUAGAAUUGAUGAGAUUUUUUACUGUAUAUUCUGGAAUAAAGAGCUGCAAGAAAAUACAUCUGCCAUUUUACACAUAGCAGAUUCAGCUGAUGGUGUUCUGUGGACUGAGAGCAGACGCUUUGUUGGAGCAAUUCUCGUUGUGACUGCUUUCUUUGGAUCAGUGCUUCUAUUUAUGCUCUGCAUAAGAAAAGCUAGAGCAAAUAAGGACAACAGAACACCUGUGGCUCAUUCAUCAAUAGCAAAGCUGUCAAAAGAUAAGGAUACGCAUGACUGCAGAGAUGCUUUGUUUGAAGAUGAAGAGCUGAAAUAUAUGCAAAUUGAGAAGACCUAG
Nipponia nippon (crested ibis) is the source of this 942-nucleotide messenger RNA. Its product is annotated as programmed cell death 1 ligand 1. Gene Ontology annotation, cellular component: external side of plasma membrane. NCBI's taxonomy places the organism in Eukaryota, Metazoa, Chordata, Aves, Pelecaniformes, Threskiornithidae. Gene Ontology annotation, biological process: positive regulation of T cell proliferation; cell surface receptor signaling pathway; T cell costimulation. The record is from RefSeq and is a predicted model, not a curated record.